AUUUCUUCCGCCUUUUCCCUGGUUUAUUUCCCUUUUCAUUUUUCGUGUUUUUCGAGGGUGGAGUUAAGGCGCCCUUUCACCCCUCAUACCUCGCAUAUAGUACAGGUACAGCUUUUAACUAAAAUGAACUGUACUUCGUCUUCCUAGCGGCAAUCGGACCCUUUAUGGGGGCUUCAUCAGGUGUUUCUGCGCAUGAGUUUUGUUAUAAGGAUAGUUUUUUGGAAGACAAUUCGUAAUUUUAAAUUGGAUUAUUUUUUGGUUUUCAAACUUGAAAUUCAUGAGUAGUCCAGUUGCUGUUGCAAUCAGUGGCGUAUCCAGGAUUUGAGUCGGGGAGGAUGACCUGUUUUUUGAAAUAAUUAUGUUUUUAUCCAUAAAGGAACCCUCCCCCUCCAAAGGGAAAGAUGCUAGUGCCAUUCCAAAGUUCUGGUGUUCUCAACAUGUCCCUGCCUGAGCGGUUCUGAAUAAUGGAAACAAGUUCCCCCUCCAAAAAAAGGAAGCCACGCGUAUUUACCAUCUACAGAUGACUGCCACUGGCUUCACCAAACCUGUUCAACUGUUGCAAUUUACAGUCAGGGCACGUUCUGUCCAUUGUCAGAUUAAUCUGUUAUGAAAUUAGAAAAAUUGUGUGACUCUGUGAGAGGGUGGCCAUUGCCAAACCUGAGAUACUACAUCAACAAUAAGUAUGUUGGAUACACAUGUCUGGUUCCGUCUUUUCUCGUUUUGACAUUUUUUUGCAAAUCUAUUGACUACAUUGCCCCGGGAAUGGUUUGCGUGUGCUAUUGUGUUUUCUGAGAGAGGAAAUUAACAGAUGUGUCCAAUGGUAUAUCAUACACAGUCACGUAUACGGCUAGAUCCAUGUUUUUACCUGUGACUGUUGCUUUCAUGACGAGUGUUAUUUCAAUAAACAGUGCGAAUGCUGGUUAAACGGGAUCACAGUUCAUCCCGCAUGCAACCUUAUACUGACGUGAGCUCCUAUUCAUUCAUAAUUCGUUCACAAUAUAAUAAGUGACUUUAGAAACGUUAUCAGUGUCUUAUGAAGGGUUGGGUCCCAGCCCUACAAGUUGUGUACUCAAGAGUCUACGUGCAUUCUCUACCCACGUACAUGUAUAUUGUAAUGACCUAUAAGCGACUUGUUUGCAUUUGUUGUGUAAAUACCGUUGCCCAGCCGGCUGGGUCGUAUCUGAAGUGGUCUUUCUGACGAAAAAAAGGGGGGGAACAUAUGCCACUUGUUGAAGAGCUCUCGUUGGAAUAGCACACUGCCCCGCGCUUGCAGGAAUUUCUGGCAACUCCCAUCUCAUUUUCUGCUCGUAAAAGGAGGUCCGUCCAAAGUCUGGCAUGUUCAAGAAAAAAGACGAUCUCAAGACCUUUCAGAAAGAGGCGCUUUCAGCACACAACAAAUUUCGUGAAAAGCAUGGCGUCCAAGCGCUGAAGUUGAGUGAUGACCUCUCUGCGCACGCGCAACAAUGGGCCAAUCACUUGGCGAGCCUCAAUUCGCUCAAGCACAGCAACAACAAGAACUUCGGGGAGAACAUAGCUAUGAGUUUUGACCCUAAAACAACAGAGUUCUCAGGCCAGCAGGUGACUGACCAAUGGUACGCAGAGGUCAAAGACUACAACUUCAACAUUCCUGGGUUCCGGUCGGGAACAGGUCAUUUCAGUCAAGUAGUAUGGAAAGACUCGAAAGAAAUGGGGAUCGGAAAGGCGGUGGCGGGAAACGGCAAGGUGUUCGUGGUGGCCAAUUACCGACCGGCCGGCAACGUGAUGAGCCGGUUCAAGGAGAAUGUCUUCCCGCUCGGUAGCAAGAAGACGAAGGACAAGGGUCGAGGCAGGAAAGGGUCCACCAGCUCCAGCAGCAGUAGUAGCAGUAGCAGCAGCGAGGAUGAGAAGAAAAAGAGCAAAUUUGGAUUUCCCAAAAAGAAAGAUCGGGACAGCAGCAAAAUCAGCACAAAGAUCUCUAGUACCGAGCUGAGAAAAUUCCAGAAGGACGCCCUCGAUGUCCAUAAUGAAUACCGGUCUAAGCACGGCGUUAAUUCGCUGAGGCUCUCUGACGAUCUCUGUAAGAGCGCCCAGGAUUGGGCAGAGCACCUCGCCAAGAAGGACCGCUUUGAGCACAGCAAACGGAACGAUAUCGGCGAAAAUGUGGCGAUGCAUUAUUCUUCCGCCACCACCGAAUACUCUGGCAAGGAAGCAUGCGACCAAUGGUACAGCGAACUGAGCAAAUACGAUUUCAAGAAGCCAGGUUUUGAAAGUGGCACAGGUCACUUCACGCAGAUGGUUUGGAAGGGAUCUAAGGAUUUUGGCAUUGGUAAAGCGAUAACCAAAGACGGUAAGGUAUUGGUUGUUGGCCAGUACUUACCUCCGGGUAACGUGGUGGGACGGUACGAAGAGAAUGUCUUCCCAAGGGCGGACGGCUACCGACCACCGCCCAGCACUGCGCAAACCUCCAAGGUGACUCGAGUUGUCCGCAGCACGCACUACGUCGUUGAGGAUCCGCCGAAAACCGUGGACCACGUCACCAGGAAAGUUGGUGGUGUCAAGCUCAAAGAUGCCGACUUGUCCCCCUCCGACCUCCGGACAUUCCAGCGAGAUGCCCUCGAAGCUCACAACAAGUACCGGGCCCGCCAUGGCGUCCGUAGCCUGAGGCAGUCCGGGGAACUGACGAGGCGCGCCCAGGACUGGGCUGCCCACCUAGCCGAGCACGACUUGUUCAAGAACAGCGGUAACUCCGAUGUCGGGGAAAAUAUCGCCAUGCAUUACUCCAGCGCCAGCGUCGCAUUUUCAGGCGACGAAGCAACUGAUAUGUUUUACCGCCAGAUCGAAAAGUAUAACUUUAAGAAGCCUGGGUUCACGUCGGGCGCAGGUCACUUCACCCAGCUAGUCUGGAGAGACAGCAGGGAGAUGGGUAUAGGCAAAACGAUCACCAAGGAGGGAAAGGUCAUAGUGGUUGCCUUCUACAGUCCACCCGGCAACGUCAUGGGCCAGUUCGACACCCAGGUCUCUAAAGCAGGCAAAUAGGACUGCCAAGGAGGAAACACAAUAGGGCAGCAACGAUACCGAUCCGUGUAUGAAAGCGAGAGAGGGCUCUCCUCCUUGUGUAUCACGAAGUUAUUGUUCGUUCGAUUUUUAUAUUUGUUUGAAAAUGUUUAUAUAUUUUGUUCUAUUGUAAAUUUCUUGAAAAAGAAACUAUUCGAAAAUUUUUAAAUAAUGUUUUUUCUAUUGGCUCUUUUGUUUUAUUUGAAACUUAACUUCAAAAAAUUCCGUGUUAGCACUCAAGUGAUUUGGUGAGCAAAAUUAAAAUACAUCUUAACUGGAAAGUAAUAGUGUUGUAGUUGUUUAGUUCAACGUUCUGUUAGGCCAGCCCCAAAAGGGUAAAAACUGCGAUGGCACCGCAUACACAUGCGCAUUCUGAAGUUUGACGUGCGCGUGCAUUUGGCAUAUUCACAGCACCUUAUUAGACGGAAACGCAUGACACCCGCGCGUGCCACCAGUCCACCGGCGUUGUGCCACAAAUGACCUCUUAUUCUUUUUUGCCAAAUUACACUGCGUGCAUGUAAUACUUUGCGUAAGGUGUAGGUGCAAUAAUUUUCAAAUGGAAUCGAAAUCAAUGCCAGUGAGCUAGUUUGGUAUUUCAAACAAAGCAAGGUCGUUCGGGAACAAAGCACGCGCUCAAGUCUGCUUAGGGUCUCGUUGAUUCAUUGAUCUCCCCUGUAAAGACGCAAUGGAGAUCAAUGGGCAUCAGACCUCGCACGCGCACAGGCCGCCGAAUGACAUCAGUCACACUUCAUUUUGGGCAUGCACUGUUUAAAUCCAAACUGGCUUACUUCAAGUUCAAAUCUCGUUUUUAGUUGUGCACGAGUCUUAAUAAUCGUACUCGCGGAAAAGUCGUAAAACACAAGUUACUUCAGUAUUGAUGUGUCUGAGACUUAAGUUGACUAUUUAGAACGGGUACUGUAGGUUAUUGGCAAGGUGUGGUGCCUCGCUCUGUAGGAUUAGAAAUACUAUACUUCCUGUACAUCAUAGUUAACCAAGUGUUUCAUAAUAAUAGUAUUGGUCAGGGCUGAUCAAAGAUGUAGCAGGCUGCCUUGGUUUGACAGACUGGUACUAAGUAAUGAAGACAGUACAAGAGCCAGUCUGAUUUUUUUGUUUGUGCGUGCGUGUGCUGUAUAUUUUUCAAAUAGCUCAUAACAAUUUUUGCCCGACACAUAGGCUUCUAUAGUGUUCCUUUAGAACCUCUUAAUGCAAGUUGAGUUGCCAUUCAUUUGGGCCCGAUCAAAAUACCAGUUUUUAUUGGGGAGAAUUGUAUAGUUUUUCUUAAAGCUAGAAAAUGUGAUAAUUUGUUUUAGAAUUCUGUUACAAGUAUGCCUUUUUUAAAAAUUAUGGUGGAUGCUCUAAUUUUCUUUUGAGUUAUAGGCCUACACGCGCCGAGUAUGCAAAAUUAGCACAUGAAUUGAAUUAUUAUUAGAUGAUAAUUCGUUACUUGAACCCACCCAUUUCCGUUUCAGUAUGAUUUGCCAAUUGUAGAUAUGAAUGUUUUUGAAAUGUUUUUAAAUUCCAAUUACGCAAAUAUUGAAAUUGUGAAAAUUGAAUAUUUUAAUAAUUACAUGAAAUGAAUGACUGAAGUCGAAUGUUUACGAAUAUGUAAUCAUUUAAAUUUCUUGAAUAAAAUGUACAAUUCGAUUGUAA
Molecule: messenger RNA, 4683 nt
Organism: Acanthaster planci (crown-of-thorns starfish)
Lineage: Eukaryota; Metazoa; Echinodermata; Asteroidea; Valvatida; Acanthasteridae
Cellular component (GO): extracellular region
Source: RefSeq, a predicted model, not a curated record